ACCAUGUCUACUUUUUGGACUAAGAUUAAGACCCUCUUCUGCUGCGGCCAGGAAGAGGAGCAGCCUCCUGCCCUGAUCAUCGGCGAGCCUUUCGGCUUCAAGCGAGUCGAUGUCAACCUUGCCGGUCUUUCUGAGCAAGAACCUGUUCCUGUUACGGUCUCCAUCAGCUCUGACGGAGCUUCGCAAACCUGCCGGCUGGACCGUGCCAGGGCUCACACCAGAGCGCUGAGCAACACCUUCAAGUCAGCCACCACCAACGCAAUGUCAAGUGUCGGAGCUAAGGGCUCUGGUUAUUCUGCACUCGCUAACGGCAGUACUUCGACGAUGCAGCCUCUGAGAUCCGAAGAAGACCACACUCCCCACGCGAUGAAGGAGCUGCUACCUCGCGGCACAGGUGGCCUGGAGACUAGCAGCAGCGUCGGAACUGCCAUUGCAGGUUGUGAGGAGGAGGAUGACGGUGUCAAGAGCUUCGCUCGCAUCGAGUGA
Aureobasidium vineae is the source of this 486-nucleotide messenger RNA. NCBI's taxonomy places the organism in Eukaryota, Fungi, Ascomycota, Dothideomycetes, Dothideales, Saccotheciaceae. The record is from the annotation of a GenBank genome assembly.